This is a messenger RNA of Tinamus guttatus (white-throated tinamou), 2040 nucleotides long. Lineage: Eukaryota; Metazoa; Chordata; Aves; Tinamiformes; Tinamidae. The record is from RefSeq and is a predicted model, not a curated record.
AUGUCUGGAGCCUCCCGGAGCCAUGGGGACAUGGACAUCCUGGAGCAACCGUUCUUCAGGCUGCUGAGCCUGCGCAAGCUGGGCCUGAGCGACAAUGAAAUCCAGAGACUCCCCCCCGAGGUUGCCAACUUCAUGCAGCUGGUGGAACUGGACAUCUCCCGUAACGACAUUCCAGAAAUUCCCGAAAGCAUCAAAUUCUGCAAAUCCUUAGAGAUCGCAGACUUCAGCGGGAACCCUCUCUCCAGGCUCCCUGAGGGCUUCACGCAGCUGCGGAGCCUGGGCCACCUGGCCCUCAACGAUGUGUCCCUGCAGAGCCUCCCCAGCGACAUUGGGAACUUGGCAAACCUGGUGACCUUGGAGCUGCGUGAGAACCUCCUCAAGACUCUCCCCACUUCACUCUCAUUCCUCGUCAAGUUAGAGCAGUUGGAUCUUGGUGGCAAUGACCUGGAAGUACUGCCGGACACGCUGGGAGCGCUGCCAAACCUGCGCGAGCUCUGGCUGGACCGGAACCAACUCUCGACCCUGCCUCCCGAGCUGGGCAACCUGCGCCGCUUGGUCUGUCUGGAUGUGUCAGAAAACAAGUUGGAGCAGUUGCCCGAUGAGGUCAGUGGGCUGGUAGCACUGACAGACCUGCUGCUGUCGCAGAACCUGCUGGAAUGCAUUCCAGAUGGGAUUGGUCAACUGAAGCAGCUCUCCAUCCUGAAGGUGGACCAGAAUCGGCUGACAGAGGUGACAGAGUCGAUUGGAGACUGUGAAAAUCUGUCAGAACUCAUCUUGACAGAGAACAUGCUGACAAGCGGCCCUGGUUGUCCCUGGCUCUGUGUGGAGCUUGUUCGACCCUUGGCAACGGCCUGGAGCGAGCGGCAGAUUCACUGGGGCCAUCCUGUUCAGUCGCUGCAGUACAAAGCAGCCUUCUGCAAACGGCCUCUCGGCUCCGGCACGGGGGGCUCUGACCAGCUGCUGCCUCUUUCCAAGUGUGAGAACUGCACCAGACUGCAGAACUUGCCAUUUGCUUUGACAAAUCUUAACCUGAAAGCCCUCUGGCUGGCAGAAAAUCAAUCCCAGCCCAUGCUGAAAUUCCAGACAGAGGAUGAUGAAAAGACGGGAGAAAAAGUUCUCACGUGUUACCUGCUUCCGCAGCAGCCCUCUCCCAGCCUAGAGAAUCUUUUGCAGAACAGUGUGGAUGAGAGCUGGACGGACACGAACUUAAACAGAGUCAGUGUGAUUCAGUUCCUGGAUGAGCCCAAAAUGGAUGAUGAUGAUGAGUCCGGAGCUGAGAGAAGGGGCCUGCAGCGCCGAGCAACCCCACACCCCAGCGAGCUGAAGGUCAUGAAGAAGGUGAUUGAAGUGCGGCGCAAUGAGGGGUCUGCAGCAAAGCCUGACGCAGACCUCAACUCUCCGAAGGAGAAGAGACUGAGCGGCAUGUCGAACCGCAGCGAGGACUCGCACCUUUCCAACAGCACGGCCUCUGCGGAGCCUCGGGGAGAGGAGCAGGGGGAGGAGGGGGAGAGGAACUGGAUGAACAGGCAGGGGCCUGAGGUGCAAGAGCUGGAGAAGGAAGUAAAGCCAAGACCUGACGAGGAGCGUAAAGAAGCAGCUGACCAAGAGGAGGAAGAUGCAGAGGUGGAAUACAAUGAGCCCACUGUACACUUUGCUGAGGACACACUGAUACGGAGUGAGGAUGAGGAUGAAGAUGAAGAAAGACCAUUCCCAAUGGAGAAACAGAGGCUCAUCCGCAAGGACACACCCCAUUAUAAGAAACACUUUAAGAUAACUAAACUGCCCAAGCCAGAGGCAGUGGUGGCACUCCUGCAGGGGCUGAACAGUGAUGGGGUCCCCAAAGAGGAAGAGGAGUUAGGAGGCUGCAAUAACAACACAGAGCCUGAGGACCAGGAGGAAGCUUGGGAUGAGGAUGACAUCAAGAAUGGAGCUUUAUCCACUCAGCCCUCAGUGAAGGGGGUGUCGUUUGAUCAAGCCAAUAAUCUGCUGAUUGAGCCUGCUCGCAUUGAGGAGGAAGAGGUCUCACUGUCUAUCUUAACU